UGUUUUUAUAGCAGUCGGUGUAUGUAACCCGAGACAUUAAAAUAUUGUCUUCUGCUAUGUCACCAGUACCUCUUAUUAUAUAAUAUUCCAAUUUCAGUGUGAGGAUGCUAAGUGGCAACAGGACGAUGGCGAUGGCGAUGACGAUGAGACGACGGGAAUGGUUGAUUAUGACAGUGUUAUCGGUGUUCCUCUUUCUUUCUUUUCCAACGGUCUGUUACGGAGUUGUUCCACCUCGUACUUUGCUCAAUAAGCUCUCUGAAGGAAAAUACCUCACCAGCCAGGCGCUCUGGUUCAAUCAAACCCUCGAUCACUUCUCUCCCUAUGAUCACCGUCAAUUCCAGCAACGUUACUACGAGUUCCUUGACUAUUUUCGGAUCCCAGAUGGACCCAUUUUUUUGGUAAUUGGCGGUGAAGGUACAAACUAUGGGAUAGUAAAUGACUAUAUUGGUGUACUGGCGAAGAAGUUUGGGGCAGCUUUGGUUUCUCUUGAACAUCGGUAUUAUGGAAAGAGUACCCCAUUCAAUUCUUUGGAGACUAAAAAUUUGAAAUAUCUUUCAUCCAAGCAGGCACUCUUUGAUUUGGCUGUUUUUCGUCAGUAUUAUCAGGAUUCCUUAAAUGUAAAGCUUAAUAGAACAAAAACUGAAAACUCCUGGUUCUUUUUUGGUGGCUCAUAUUCUGGAGCACUCAGUGCAUGGUUCCGUCUUAAGUUUCCCCAUUUAACAUGUGGAAGUUUGGCAAGUUCUGCAGUUGUUCUUGCUGUUUAUGACUUUACAGAAUUUGAUCAGCAGGUUGGUGAGUCAGCAGGUCCUGAAUGUAAAGCAGUGUUACAAGAAACUACUCAACUCAUCGAACAGAAACUUGCAACCAAUGGAAAGGCAUUGAAAGCAUCUUUUAAUGCAGAUGAUCUUGAAAUAGAUGGAGACUUUAUGUAUCUUGUUGCUGAUGCUGCUGCUGUAGCAUUUCAAUAUGGAAAUCCAGAUAAAGUUUGCAAGCCUAUGGUUGAAGCAAAAAAGGCUGGAGAGGACUUGGUGGAUACUUAUGCCAAAUAUGUCAAAGAAUACUACAUUGGAACUUUUGGUGUUAACGUACAAACUUAUGACCAAAAGUACUUGAAAAAAACUGCUAUUAACGAAGACAGUUCUGCUCGAUUGUGGUGGUUUCAAGUGUGCACUGAAGUUGCAUACUUUCAGGUGGCUCCCUCAAAUGAUAGUAUACGCUCCUCAAAAGUUGACACAAAGUACCAUUUGGAUCUUUGCAAAAAUGUCUUUGAAACGGGCAUCUUUCCUGAUGUUGAUGCAACUAAUAUAUACUAUGGCGGCACAAAAAUUGCUGGUUCAAAAAUAAUAUUUACAAAUGGCUCGCAGGACCCUUGGCGUCAUGCUUCCAAACAAACCUCAUCCCCUGACUUGCCUUCCUACACUAUCACGUGUUAUAAUUGUGGUCACUGUACUGAUUUACGAGGAUGUCCUCAAGCUCCUUUGGUCCUUGAAGGUAAUGAAAAGAACUGCACCUCUCCUGAUGCAGUUCACAAAGUAAGGCAAAAGAUUGUUGAACAAAUGGACUUGUGGUUAUCUGAGUGCCAAGACACUGGCAAGUUUUUCAUAUGAUUAUCUACAUACGAGUUGCAUGAUGUACGAUAACUUAGCAUUAUUUCUGGUAUUUCUCCCUUUUGAGAGAUAUUUAUGACACUAUGAAAUAAAUUAGUUUUGUUGAUCAACUUUGUAUACUGGAUACACUGUCCAAAUAUAAGACAAAACAUGUGUGUACAUAGAUGACAUUUCUCAAGAUAUUUUUCUAUCUGGUUAGUUAUAGCACGUUAAUCU
Molecule: messenger RNA, 1823 nt
Organism: Abrus precatorius (Indian licorice)
Lineage: Eukaryota; Viridiplantae; Streptophyta; Magnoliopsida; Fabales; Fabaceae
Product: probable serine protease EDA2
Exons: 12
Coding region: 105-1607 (500 amino acids)
Biological process (GO): proteolysis
Cellular component (GO): vacuole
Molecular function (GO): serine-type exopeptidase activity; dipeptidyl-peptidase activity
Source: RefSeq, a predicted model, not a curated record